Molecule: messenger RNA, 1140 nt
Organism: Pocillopora damicornis (cauliflower coral)
Lineage: Eukaryota; Metazoa; Cnidaria; Anthozoa; Scleractinia; Pocilloporidae
Source: RefSeq, a predicted model, not a curated record
AAACCAACAUCGACACGGUCCGCCUUGGAGCAUCAACAGAUCUUUGGACGAGUUUCUUCUCGUGUGAAAUCCUAACAUAAAAUUAGUUGGAAUUCGCUGAUUACAAUUUUGAAACGGACAACACUUGGUAGGCCAAAAUGGGGAGUUUUAUACCCAUUAUCAGCAUAUUGUGUGGAGCUGUUGCCUUUUGCAAAGGUUUGGAAAUACCCUACGCCGGUCAAAAUGGAAUGAAUGAAUUUAAGAAAAGUGGAAUAGCGGACCCUGCAAAUAUCGGUCAGACCAUUGGAAAUCCACUCCCUUCAGCCUUCUUUGAGGAGCAAAUCACUGGAGGAAGGCAUCCAAAUGACGACAAGAGAUACACAAUUGAACAACUUAACCUAGCGGCGAGACAUCGUAAUGUUUACUACGAUACCGUUGGUGGAGACCCGUAUGGUCACAGUAGUCCAGUUCUGUCUCGCUCACAUAUUGCUGUCAAUCACAAGAAAAAGAGAUCACUCACUCAACCCGAAUCAGCUCAAGCUGUUGAUGGUAGUCAGCUCCCUUCCGCUUUCUUUGAAGAGCAAAUAACCGGAGGAAGACACCCAGCUGAUGACAAAAGAUACACUAUUGAACAACUAAAUCAAGCCGCCAGACAUCGCAAUGUGUAUUUCGACACUGUUGGAGGAGAUCCAUAUGGUCACAGUAGCCCUGUUCUGUCUCGUUCACAUAUUGCCGUUAAUCACAAAAAGAGGAGAUCUGUUUCACUAGGAGAAUUAUCACCAGCACCCGGAGCCACCAGUCAAUAUUAUCCAGCGGUUCAAUCCAGUCCUUCAAACGUCCCAGAAGCCGUGAAGAGAGAUGGCAUUGCAAGGUUAAACUACGCUGCAAGACACCGCAAUGUUUAUUUUGAUUCUGUUGGUGGAGAUCCUUACGGCGGAAGCAGCACGGUGCUCACAAGGCAACACAUUUUGGUUAACCACAACAAAAGAUCAGCGGAAGAGAAGGAGACAAAAACUGGGGAAACAUUAAAGAAGAAGCUACGAAUCGCUUGAUAUGAAUGAGUUAUAAUCGUGGCCACAACAAGUGAUGUCUGAACUAUGUAUACAUGUACAUAUCAAAUUUCUGACAAAGGGAGAUAGAAUAAACAACCUUAUUUUGUUA